This is a messenger RNA of Colletotrichum destructivum, 1045 nucleotides long. RefSeq names its product Putative peptide methionine sulfoxide reductase MrsB domain, Mss4-like superfamily. Gene Ontology annotation, biological process: protein repair; response to oxidative stress. The record is from RefSeq and is a predicted model, not a curated record. Gene Ontology annotation, molecular function: peptide-methionine (R)-S-oxide reductase activity. Bases 193 to 831 code for a protein of 212 amino acids. Lineage: Eukaryota; Fungi; Ascomycota; Sordariomycetes; Glomerellales; Glomerellaceae. The transcript has 2 exons.
CUUGCCUCAUCACCACCCCUCCCGUGCUGCAACAUCCUUCAGACGCAUAGCAUCAAGACGUUAUCAUAGUCUCCUCAUUUAAACCCCACGACCCCCGCCGAACCAAGUUGAUCUCUCACCCAACCUCGUGAAGGGAUUACUGCAGCUCGCCCCAAAUACAAUCCCAAAGAUACGACGGUUGAGAAAUUGCAAAUGCGAUUCUCACCCUUCAUCUCCACACUCGUCUUCACUUUCUCUAACCUCACCCGCGUCCGCGCCGCGCAGUUCGUUCGUGCCCAGGCUCCUUACGCUGCCGCACGCCCGCUCCGCGCUUCUAUGCCCUCAAUCCCGUUCUUGGGCGCUUUGUUUGGCUCCUCCGCAUCGCAGAGAGAUACCAUGUCGUAUCCUGACAAGAGAUCCGCCGACGAGUGGCGGGCUGUUCUGAACAAGGAACAAUUCCGCAUUCUUCGCGAAAAGGGAACCGAGCCCCCCGGCUCAGGCAAGUUCGACAAGCACUAUCCCGAAGAGGGCGUCUACACCUGCGCCGGGUGCUCCGCGCCGCUGUACAAGGCCACGCACAAGUUCAAGUCAGGCUGCGGCUGGCCGGCCUACUUCGACUCGCUGCCCGGCGCCGUUGUGCGCCACGAGGACCGCGCCUUCGGCAUGGCGAGAACCGAGAUUGUCUGCGCCAACUGCGGCGGUCACCUGGGGCACGUCUUCAAGGGCGAGGGGUUCGACACGCCCACGGACGAGAGGCACUGCGUCAACAGUGUAAGCUUGUCGUUUUCCCCUGACGAGAAGAAGGCCGGGGAGGGUAGUGGCGAAGGGGCGAAAGGGGAGAGCAAGGUCUGAGCUGUAAGGGAUGCGAUUUUGGAUGAUCUGGGGUGUAGUUUAUCGACAGCGUUGGUGGUGAGGCUUGGGUUGGUGUUGCGUUGUUGAGGGUGCACGUGGGAGACGCAUGGGGGGACAUUAAGAGUGAAGUUCCCAGUGAGAUAUCAUGAUGUAUCAACAGGAGUGGAAACGAGAAAUGCAAACCAAUCCAAGCAAAUUUCUAUGCGCCCCUUUU